Messenger RNA from Cyprinus carpio (common carp), 2253 nucleotides. Its product is annotated as E3 ubiquitin-protein ligase TRIM21-like. Gene Ontology annotation, biological process: protein ubiquitination. The record is from RefSeq and is a predicted model, not a curated record. Lineage: Eukaryota; Metazoa; Chordata; Actinopteri; Cypriniformes; Cyprinidae. Gene Ontology annotation, molecular function: protein binding; zinc ion binding; ubiquitin-protein transferase activity.
UGACUAGAUGAUGAAUAAGCAGUUUUGAGUUGAUAAACAGCUUUGUAAGUCUGCUGAUAUCUGUUCUUCAUGACCUAGAAACAUCAGACACGCACGAGCGCAACAAACCAGACCAAACCCAGGACAGCAGCAGGAGGAGCUCUGACAUCACUGUGUGAGGAGUCCGGGAAAACGAAACUUAGGAUCAUAUGGAUGCCUGAAAGUAACACAAAAUAUUUUUUGAGCCGUUUAAAGACUCUUGUGGACACAUCUGAAACUCACAGCAAUGUCAUCCUCCAGUGGUCCACUGACUGAGGAGCUUCAGUGCUCUAUAUGUCUGGACGUGUUCACUGAUCCAGUCACGACUCCAUGUGGACAUAACUUCUGCAAGACCUGUCUGAAUAAGCACUGGGACAACAGCCAGACCUGCAGCUGUCCUUACUGUAAAGAAACAUUCAGCCAAAGACCUGAUCUCAAGAUUAAUAUCACACUCCGAGAGGUUGCUGAUCACUAUAAAAAGAAAAGUCCUGAGGAAAAAAAUGAAAUUCUGUGUGACUUCUGUGAGGAGAGAAAGCUGAAAGCCCUGAAGUCGUGUCUGGUGUGUCAGAGCUCUUACUGUGAAACUCACCUGGAGCCUCAUUUAAAAGUGGCAGGUUUAAAGAAACACAAACUGAUGAAUCCUGUGAGUAAUCUGGAGGAAUAUAUAUGCCAGAAACAUGAGAGGCCUCUGGAGCUGUUCUGUAGAGAUGAUCGGACAUGUGUGUGUCCCAUGUGUGCUCUGACAGACCACAAGAACCACAGCACCGUUCCUCUAGAAAAGGAGAGUGAAGAGCAGAAGAUGAAGAUUCAUAAUGAAGGACAGCAGAUGAUCCAGGACAGAAUCAAGAAGAUUCAAGACAUCAAACACUCAGCAGAAGUCAGAAAAAGAAACACAGAGAUGGAGAAAGCAGCUCGUGUUGAGUUCUUCACUGAUCUUAUCCGCUCCAUUGAGAGAUGUCAGACUGAACUGCUGGAGACGGUGGACGAGCAGCAGAAAGCAGCAGGGAAGCAGGAGGAAGAGCUCAUUGAAAAGCUGGAGCAGGAGAUCAGUGAGCUAAAGUUGAAAAGCAGUGAGCUGGAGCAGCUCUCACACACUGAAGAUCACCUCCACCUCCUGCAGAUUUACUCGUCCCUGUGCAGCCCUAGAAACACCAGGAACUGGCCUGAGAUCAGUGUGGAGACCCGUGAGAGUCUGGAGACUCUGAGGAGAGCUCUGACUCAACUGCAGGACACUAUAGACGAGAAACUCACACAGACCGUCUCUACAGAGCUGAAGUGGAUGCAGCAGUAUGCAGUGGAUGUGACUCUGGAUCCUGAUACAGCUCAUCCUGAUCUCAUCCUGUCUUAUGAUGGAAAACAAGUGAGAUGUGGAGACAGUAAACAAAAGCUCCCAUAUAGCCCAAAGAGAUUUACUCACUGUGCAACUGUCUUGGCAGAGGAGGGAUUCUCCUCAGGGAAGUUUUAUUAUGAGGUGCAGGUGAAGGGGAAGACUGCAUGGGAUUUAGGAGUGGCCAGAGAAUCUGUUAAAAGGAAGGGAAAGAUCGCACUGAGUCCUGAGGAUGGAUUCUGGACCGUGUGGCUGAGAAAUAAGAAUCAGUAUGAAGCUCUCUCUAGUCCCUCCGUCCCUCUGUCUCUAAGAGUGAGGCCGCAGCGGAUUGGUGUGUUUGUGGAUUAUGAGAAGGGACUGGUCUCCUUUUAUGAUGUGGAGUCCAGCUCUCUUAUCUACUCUUUUACUAGUCAGUCUUUCACUGGCAAACUCUAUCCAUAUUUUAGUCCAUCGUUGAUCUUUAAUGGUAGAAACUCAGCCCCCCUGAUCAUCACACCUGUCAAUUACAGUCAAUGAAUUUACACUCUCGGGCUGUGUGUCAAAGCAUUUUUAGCCAGCUGAAAAUGGCCAGUUGUGGGCACUUAAAUGCUUUGGUGAUGCAGCAUUUAGCUCGAGUGAAAUGUUCUUCUGAGCAUUAUUUUUCAUAGCAAUCAUGAGAUGUCAUCUGGUUCAGACAUGGAUACCUGGAGAUCAGCGAAAAUAUGUGACAAUCGGUGAUAUUUCUCCCAGUGGACUAUUUAACAAUUAUCCUGACUAUGUUUGUGGGCCUGGGAACAUUGCAGUUACAUUGCUGUCUAUAGAGGGUUUGAGAGCUCUUGGACUUGAGAGUGAGUAAUUAAUGACAGAAUUUUUGGGUGAACUAUCCAUUUAAAGGUAAAAAACAUGUUCUUUAUAUAUAUAUAUAUAUA